CCCGCGGCCCCUCCGAGGGCGCUGCCGCGCUGGCGGGGCGGCUGCAGGGCCUCCUGGUGGAGGGCCCCGGCGCGGCCGGCGGCGCUGCGGGCUCGCCCGCGACCGGCGCGGAGGACGCGGAGGACGCGGAGGGCGAGGGCGGCGUGCGGGCCGCCGUGGCGGCGAUGGCGGACUGGAAGCUUGCGAGGGAUGCCGAGGUGGACGGCGCACUGCGGGCCGUGGCGACCCGUGCCGCCCUGGAGAAGGAGGAGGGCAACCGCCUCUUCAGGGAGGGCAACUACUGCGAGGCGUACACCGCCUACAAGCGCGGCGCCGACGCGUUCGAGGGCUUCUGCCAGCCCGCACUGGCCGGGGAGCCGCGCCGGCUGCUGGCGACGCUGUGCUGCAACGCGGCGCAGGCGCUGCUCCGCUCCGGCGUGGACGGCGCCACCGGCGAGGGUGCCAGGCGGAUGGCGGACCGACGCUGGCCCUGGAGCCCACGAACGCCAAGGCGCUCUUCUCGGGCCGGGCCCUCGCCAGCGGGAGACUGGUCGCUGGCGCUGGAGGACUUCCGCCAGCUCCUCCGGCUGGAGCCCGACAGCGCGCCGGCGGCGCGGGAGGCUCGGCGGGCCAGGGCGAUGCUGCGCGGGGGGGGGUCCGGCAGGCGCGCCUAGCCGUCGGCCGCCGCCGCGGCCGCAGCCGCGCUGGGGCCCCGUUGGGGCGGCCCGCCGCGAGGUGGGGCCCCGUGGUUUGGCCGGGCGGCCUGCCGCGAGGUCGCGAGGCGCUGGUCUGGGGCGCAGGGCGCGCCCUCGCUGACGUUGCGCGGGCUCCAGCGCACGGGUGGGCUGUAGCGUCCCCGUGGCCGGUCCGAG
Messenger RNA from Prorocentrum cordatum, 851 nucleotides. The record is from the annotation of a GenBank genome assembly. NCBI's taxonomy places the organism in Eukaryota, Dinophyceae, Prorocentrales, Prorocentraceae.